This is a messenger RNA of Salmo salar (Atlantic salmon), 1165 nucleotides long. Its product is annotated as retinol-binding protein 1. Gene Ontology annotation, molecular function: lipid binding. The record is from RefSeq and is a predicted model, not a curated record. Lineage: Eukaryota; Metazoa; Chordata; Actinopteri; Salmoniformes; Salmonidae.
AAGUAAUCGGAUUAAAGGGGUUCUGGUUCAAAUAGGAGGCCUGGACAGAAGUCGUGCAUUCCGUCGCAAGUAAACAGCGAUAUCGGAUCUCCUUUGCCCAUUUCACUGGAAGUAAGGAAACUAGAAACACAGCCAAUAUGCCAGUUGAUCUGAAUGGGUAUUGGAAAAUGAUCUCAAAUAACAACUUCGAGGAGUACUUAAAGGCCCUCGAUGUAAAUGUUGCCAUUAGGAAAAUUGCCACCUUGUUGAAGCCUGACAAAGACAUCAGUCACGACGGUGACCACAUAGUCAUCAAGACCCUCAGUACCUUUAAGAACUACAACAUGGAUUUCCAUGUUGGCAAGGAGUUUGAAGAGGAUCUGUCAGGGGUGGAUGACAGGAAAUGCAUGACCACUAUCUCAUGGGAGGGAGACAAUCUGGUGUGUGUGCAGAAGGGAGAGAAAGAAGGAAGAGGCUGGACCCAUUGGGUGGAGGGGGAUGAGCUUCAUCUGGAGCUGAGAGCUUGUGGAGCUGUGUGCAAGCAGGUCUUCAAGAAAACCUAAACCAGCACUGGAACCACAGAAUGGCUCCCCCUACCUGAGAGCUCAAGAGAGACACAGACACAAACCAACCCUGUGACAAAAAACCCUCUAAUGCACUCAUCCACUCAUCCAUCCACCCAUCCAUCCAUCCAUCCUUCCUUUCAUCAAUCUUUUCACAUUUCAUUCCAUCAUUCAAACUAUCCACGACAGGGGUGACGUAUCUGUCGAUCACUUGUACUGUAACUCUGUCUCAGGGUGAAAGCUCCUUUGAGUGACAUGUUAUAGGUGUGUGGAUACAUUAACACUGUAGUACGUGUAGUAGGCUUUGUGAUUAGUGCCUCAAUCUCUAAUUGUGCCCUGAGUUGACAACUGGGGGUGAACUUGACCAGUAGGAAGGAGGGUUUCAGUAGAGUGAAAAGGAAAAUGAGGGUGAGAGAGGUAAAAAAUGAAAAUGAAAUGGAGAGGCAGCAGAAGAUGUGACAGAUAGCCACCUGCAGCUGUCAUCAUCGCAGUCUUAGUAGAAACAUUUACAAGUACUAACGUGUUCAGGAAAGGACAGCAACUUUGUCUGUGUUUUUCCUCAAUUCAUGUGGGAGUGUCCCCUUGAUAGGAAAAAAUCACUCAAUAAAUGAAUCUCAACAAUG